Molecule: messenger RNA, 1877 nt
Organism: Arachis duranensis
Lineage: Eukaryota; Viridiplantae; Streptophyta; Magnoliopsida; Fabales; Fabaceae
Product: shaggy-related protein kinase eta
Exons: 12
Coding region: 256-1398 (380 amino acids)
Biological process (GO): signal transduction; protein phosphorylation
Cellular component (GO): cytoplasm
Molecular function (GO): ATP binding; protein serine/threonine kinase activity
Source: RefSeq, a predicted model, not a curated record
AAUAAUGUGUUGCUAAAAAAAGAAAAUUUGAUAUGAAAAUUGCAGAGAGAGAGAGAGAGAGAAUGGUGAAUUGAUAGUGAAAACUGAAAAGUUGUAAGGAAAAGGUUGAGAGCUGGAAUCACAUGGAGUUGUCGCUGAAGCUUGCUGUCUCCUCCAUCCCAAUCCCAUUAUUCCCUUGACAAUCAUCCAUCCAUCCAUCACUAUCUUCUCUUCUUCACCCGCUUCCACUCCACUCCAUUCUCUUUCUCUUCUUCCAUGGCUCACCUUAAGGAACUGCCUGCUUCUGUUGUUAAUGGGAAUGAUUCCCUCCCUGGUAAUAUAAUAUCCACUACAAUUGGUGGAAAAGAUGGGGAGCCCAAACAGACUAUAAGUUACAUGGCAGAACGUGUCGUGGGUACUGGGUCAUUUGGAAUCGUUUUCCAGGCAAAAUGCUUAGAAAAUGGGGAGGCAGUAGCCAUCAAGAAAGUUUUACAGGACAAAAGAUAUAAGUGUCGUGAACUAGAGUUAAUGCGCAUAAUGGAUCAUCCAAACAUCAUCUGUCUGAAGCAUCAUUUCUUUUCCACUACAAGUACUGGUGAGCUGUUCCUUAAUUUGGUGAUGGAAUAUGUUCCCGAGUCUAUGUAUCGAGUCUUGAAGUUCUAUAGCACUGCUAACCAAAGAAUGCCUCUUAUCUAUGUUAAACUUUAUAUGUACCAGAUUUUCAGGGGGCUGGCUUAUAUCCACACUGUCCCUGGAGUAUGCCACAGAGAUUUGAAGCCACAAAAUAUACUGGUUGACCCUAUUACACACCAGGUUAAGAUAUGUGAUUUUGGAAGUGCAAAAGUGCUGGUCAAAGGAGAAACUAAUAUAUCAUAUAUAUGUUCCCGGUUCUAUCGCGCACCAGAACUCAUAUUUAGUGCUACUGAAUAUACUACUUCAAUUGAUAUUUGGUCAGCUGGUUGUGUCCUUGCGGAACUGCUUUUGGGCCAGCCAUUGUUUCCGGGUGAAAAUGCAGUGGACCAGGUUGCAGAGAUUUUCAAGGUCCUUGGCACACCCACUCGAGAGGAAGUCCGCUGCAUGAAUCCAAACUACAACAACUUUAGGUUUCCACAGAUAAAAGCACACCCAUGGCACAAGAUAUUCCACAAAAAGAUGCCUCCUGAAGCAAUUGAUCUCACUUCCCGGCUUCUGCAGUAUUCUCCUAGUCUCCGAUGUACUGCACUAGAAGCUUGUGCACACCCAUUCUUUGAUGAACUUCGUGAACCCAAUGCUCGCUUGCCAAAUGGUCGUCCAUUUCCACCACUAUUCAACUUUAAGCAAGAGUUAUCCACAGCACCUCCAGAGCUUGUUAACAAGUUGAUCCCUGGCCACAUGAAGCGGCAACUAGGGCUGCAACUUCCCCAUUCUACAGGAACAUGAUGUUAAGCCAAGGGCACAGUAUUCUGGUUGAUAAGUUAACACUUAACAGAGGGGGUUCCAUCUUUUGUGUAAUUUGCCAUGUAUUUUGCCGCACAACACAACCAGUGUAAAUUUUGCACCCGACCAGAACUGAGGCUCUGGUUUCUGGACGGCGGCAGUUGAUCCAUCGGUUCAACCAACAUAUAUACCUACUAAACUCCUUUUGCUUCUUUAUGGUGGAUCUAUUUUUCCCCAGGCAAAUGGCUCUGGGAUUCCAUGAUAUUUGUAAACAUCUACUUCUAGUAUUGGUCACAAUGCUUCUGUGAAGGGCAAAGUAAACCAGAGAGAGGAUGGUUCAUGAAUGUUGAGGGCGGAUAAGGUUGAUUUGUUGGGUCUGGCUAUGUCCCCAUGUCAAUAUAUGUGACUCACUGGCCAUGUUGCACAUAAAAAAAAGAAAGUCAUGUUCUUACUGAAUGUCAAUAUGCUGUUUCUUCUCUUCA